GACUUAUUGCUCAAAGUAAAGCCUAGUUUUCAAUGGUAAAUGCAAGGGCUUUCUCAGUAUGAGGACUCCAUUGAUAUGGACUGCUUGUCUGAAGCAUUUAGAAGGGCGCAAAUGGCAAAUCGUCUUUUCCCCACUGUGGCUGAUUUUUCAAGCGAUAUACCGAAAAGGGAGGUUUUAGACCGCUAUUUACCCUAUAUUCAAGCCCAGAUACGCUCUCGUGAAGCCUGUGUGGAGGUUUCGCCAACUUUUAUAAUGUGUGAUGAGAUUCAAUCUGAUCGUGUUUUGUCCUACAGCGGUGAUGUUGUAGCGAUUGCAUUUCCACUCACGCAAUAUAUUAUAGCUCAUCGUUUCGAGGAAUAAAUGCGGAUUGUCGUUCGCUCUCUUUUUUUUGUUCGUGAAGGGUUGAUGGUACUAUCGCAGUGUUUUUAAGCGCUUGCGGCUAAAGCGAUUUUGCCCCGUUUUUUCUCUAUAUAUUUAUA
Molecule: messenger RNA, 479 nt
Organism: Phytomonas sp. Hart1
Lineage: Eukaryota; Euglenozoa; Kinetoplastea; Trypanosomatida; Trypanosomatidae
Source: the annotation of a GenBank genome assembly